Molecule: messenger RNA, 800 nt
Organism: Nothobranchius furzeri (turquoise killifish)
Lineage: Eukaryota; Metazoa; Chordata; Actinopteri; Cyprinodontiformes; Nothobranchiidae
Product: salivary glue protein Sgs-3-like
Source: RefSeq, a predicted model, not a curated record
AGAAACGCUCCCUAUAUAAAUAGUCUUGUGUUGCUACAAACCAUUGUCUGACUUUAUUGGGGUCUUGUGAUCCUUUGUGUUUCCUCCUGUGUGACAGCGUUCAUUAAUCCGUCUAAUAAGAUGACCAUGCAGGCUAUUAUUUGGGGCAUUCUUCUUCUUGCUGCUACAGCAGUAUCAGUUGAUGGACAGGCCACAGUGGUCCCAACCACCUCCACCACUACAGCUUUGACCACCACCACAGAGGCCCCAACCACCUCUACCACCACUACAGCUUUGACCACCACCACAGAGGCCCCAACCACCUCUACCACCACUACAGCUUGGACCACCACCACAGAGGCCCCAACAACCUCUACCACCGCCACAGCUUCGUCCACCACCACAGAGGCCCCAACCACCUCUACCACCACUACAGUUUCAUCCACCACCACAGUGGCCCCUUCAUCCACCACCACAGUGGCCCCAAUCUCCACAACUACGGGUACCUCCUCGACAACAAAAGUCGCCUCUGCUGGCACUACACCCUCAAGCCCCAACUCAACAGCCACCUCAGCUUCUCUAAACAGAAUGAGCCUUGUGUCUAUCUUUGUAAUGGUGGCAUGUCUUUACUUUUAAAUUGGUGUGAAAAUUUCACUUGCUUUGGGGGUAAAUGUUUGAGAUGAGUGUAGCUUAACUUUUAUGUGCAUCAAUAUUUUAGCUGUCUGUGCAUAUUCCUGAAUUUCUAUUUUUGUAGUGAGGUGGAAACUGUAUAUAUGUGAAUUGUAAUUGUUAAAUAAAUGGAUCAAUUAUUGCUAACUUGA